This is a messenger RNA of Porites lobata, 5509 nucleotides long. The record is from the annotation of a GenBank genome assembly. Lineage: Eukaryota; Metazoa; Cnidaria; Anthozoa; Scleractinia; Poritidae.
AUGGGUCGCUUCUCUUUAUUGAGGACAUUUUUUCUUGGUGUUCUUAUAGUCGCAACGUGGGUGCUCUUCGUCGCUGUUUAUCUCUUCGGCCGUCAAGGAAUCCUCUUGAAGAUAAAUUACCAAAACUCGUUGUUUAUCAUAACAGGAACGAUUGUGAAAGAAGAAGCGGCAAAGCAGCCUGAAAUCAGGCUGAAUGGAUUAAAUCAGCAUACAUGGGAAAAACCGUGCCAGAUAAACCUCGAACAACUCUGCAAUUAUCCAAUUUUUCCUAAGGCGCCGGAUAACAGAACCUUUGCGGAAAAAAUUGACUUGUUCUUCUCUAACGUUACAGUUGCUGGAAUUCGACUUAUAGGUUUCCUUCGUCCGAAUAUAUCCGGCGAAUAUUAUUUCUUGGUCGCUUCCAAUGGCGUCGCUGAAGUUUGGCUAAGUUCGGAUAAGAACUGGAGAAACGCGCAAAAAGCUGCGUACACGAACCCUCAAAAUUCAAGCUCGGCCGUGGACAGCAAGGCCUUUAAAGCAAUAAAAUCUCAGAUUUCUGAUGGCAUGUUUUUGUAUGCGAACUAUGACUACUAUUUUGAAGUGAUUUACGCUCAGGGGAUUCACGAAAGCAAAGAGCACCUAAUUCAGGUAGCUUGGAAAAGACCUGAAACGAAGAGAUUUGAAAUAAUAGUUGGAGAUUUCCUCACACCAUACAAAAAAGACAGCCAUUUGGCUCAUCUACAAGUUUACGACGAUGAUCUGCCAGAACUCCCCUCUUGCCGGGAAUUGCGGGUUAAAUACCCAGUCACGAAUAAGUAUAUGGAGCCAGAGAUGUUGCCCUAUUUGGAACACGCAGCAGUGGCACACGCGCUAGACUUCUGUGAAUAUCGACCCAGUUAUCUUCUAAAACCUGCGAAUUUGUCCAACUUCAAGAAGUAUCACGGAGUACAUCGACAUACGCACAAGACAAGCGGCUAUCCGUUUACUAACGUGAUGGGAGUGAAACGGGCUGGUAAACUCUCUGUAACGUUUAUAGGAGAAUACCCCUUAGAUGCGAAAGAGGCUAUGUCAGUUGUAAGCCAAUACUUUGAAGCUCUAAAACAGGCAUAUCCAGGGUAAGUAAACUAUGUACCUUAUUAGCUGAGUUCAGUGGAACCCCGCCUUACGGCCACCUCGGUAAUACGGUCACUUCAUUGUAACGGCCACAUUUAUUUGGCCCGGCAAAACGGCCAUACAUUUUGUUAUAAAAAGCUCUCCUUAAUACGGUCACCCGUUAAUACGGCCAACAGCCACAUUUUAAAAUCCCAAACAGUAGACUCUUUUACAAUUUCGCCCCGUCAAUACGGCCACUGGUCAGAAAUUUUGAAUUGCAUUGACCAGGAGGCUCCUGCAAUGACCUAGUAAGCUGAGCUUGUUUUUCUACUGUUUUUAGACUAUAGUCACUUACAAUGCAUUUGUGAUUUAUGUGUGUGUUUUAUGUACUGAAGGAGUUUCAAGUAGUUUCUACUAUUACGGUACGCGAUAUCUACAUUGCUGUUGUCAGUGUUGUUUAUUACAAGAAGUGUGAAUGCGAUCAUGGUGUAGAUAAUUCAUGAAAUUUGACCCUGCCCCGGCAAUACGGCCACCCCGUUAAUACGGCCAAAUUGUUUUAUGACCCUUGGUGACCGUAGUAACGGAGUUCCACUGUAAGUAAAAAGCCUCCCGCGCGCAGGAGUGGGGUCUGUCUGCUCUCGCUUUCUAGCUUUUUAGCCCUAGAGCUACAGUCAACUCUAUCUGAGAAGGCCCCCUUUGGGACCGGUCCUAAGUGUUCGUCUCAGAGAGAUGUCCGUCUUAUAGAGUGUCAAAAAAAGGAAUUAAAGAAAGGUAGGGAUCAACUCCAGGUGUCCGUUUUACAGAGGUGUCUGUCUUAUAGGUGUCCGUUAAGAAAGAGUCGAACCUAUUCACGCUGACGUUACUUAUCUAUGUUAAUGUACCAACUAGAAGCGCAUUGGUUCUUGAAACAAAAAGCUAACAAAAGUCUCAGAGGAGACAUCUCUUCAACACGAGUGGAAAAAAGAAUCUUUUGUCAGAAGAACACUUAUGCGCCAAUGCGCUUCCGGUUGGCACAUCAAUAUCAAUAACUGACGUCAGCGUAAGUUUCACUCACCAUACACUACAAAAGCAAGAGAGCCUGUUGACAGGCUACUUAGUGAGUGAUUCAUUACUAGUCACCAGUUGCUGGCUACACGGACGUAGUCCGUACCUGAGCUACCUCGUUAGGCCUUUAAAUAGUUGUAAGAAACUGUCAAUUUGCGAUGGCAUAAAUAUGGGAGUCGCAUGGAUAGGUAUUGGUGUUACAAUGAGGAAACAACUUUCUGGACAAUUUUCUGCGCGCGUGCGUUUGUUUUAAGACUGACUCUUCCCCGGUCCUCUCUUAUUGAACCUCUCCCCAGUGGCGCGCAGAGUGUAAUGGGAAGGACUGAGGAAAGCGUGUGAGAAAGUAGUCUUCUCUAUUUUCUCUUCCCAUUACCCCCUGUCUCCACCGUGCGCGUUACAAAGACGACUGAAUACAAGUCAGUUCUUGAGAUACCUAAACCAGGAAAGUUUCUCAGGCGAUACAGAUUCAGUCACAUAUUGGGUCGACGAAGGAGAACGCAUACUAAUGCAAAAUCAAUUUUAGAUAUUCGAAACAUAUGACUCUUAGACUAUCGAUCGAUACAAACCUCGACACCAAUUUAGUCCCCUCAAAAAUAUUUUCGGAGUGUAUGACGUCAUUGCCACAGUGCUCGCCUUCCGUCGUAGCGUUAUGUUCGUUCACGUCUAAUGUAAGAAGACUAAUACCAGUUACAGUAUAAAAGAAAUUUAUGUUUUUCUUUUUUAAAGGAAAUACCAACUCAUGUCUACUAGGCGCGUUGAAAAGAAAGACGACCCUCUCAAAGGAAGAAGAUAUUUCCUUGAACUUGAGGUCAAAGAUCUUAUCGAUGGUGUCAGCUAUAUCCUUGCCGAAUACGUGUUUCGUCCAAAGGAAAAAAACUACUCACUUUGUUAUCCUAAAGGCCUGCAAUGGAAUAGGACAGCGGAUGUCUAUUUGAUCCUCACUGCCAAGAAACUGGGUCGAUGGGUUCAUCAUUUUAUUAAAAAUGUUGAAAAGGUCAUACAGGAAACAAAAGAUGAGCAUAUACAUGUGGUUAUUUAUGAUUUUGAAAGCCCUGAUACUGAUUUGAAAAAGCAGGCUCUCGAAAAGAGUUCUCUAAAGAAAUAUCGUUUCAUCACGAAGGCUGGGAACUAUUCUCGUACUAUUUCGUUCAGUGACGCAAUACAAUCGAUAAAAGACCCAAACGCCAUUGUUGUCACAGUAGACCUGCACCUGGAUAUUGGAAGUCGGUUGAUUCAUGACAUACGGAAGGUAAGGUGGGGUAUGAUGGCCGGGCGUUAGCCCCUAUAGUGGCCCGGCAUUCCCUCUUGAGAAAAGAGGGGGACUGGUGCCAAAAUUUGUCCCCCAAUAGCUCACGUUCGAUAUAUUAAAAUUCUAACAUGACUCCGAGGCUUCAGGGACAAAAUUGCAAGUUUUUCAUGACUCCAUUGUCUUGCAAUUCCCAGAAGAGACUAGAUCACAAAGAAAAUAAAACCAAAUAUAGACAAAAAAUUACCAGAAAGCCUCGGAGUCAUGUUAGAAUUUCACUAUAUCGAACGUGGGCUAUUUAUUGUAUUAUCGUUGCUGGGGACGCGCAGUGGGGCGCCGGUCAUCUUUUGGCCAAUUUAUUUCCCCUGUCCCCGGUAACAGUCCCAGAAGUCUUUGCGAAUGUUUACUCGGCCCAGUUUCCUCUCAUUUCUAAAGUGGCGAAUACGGGAGACUCCACCCUGUAUAAAACUUUUUUGAGUCAUCCUCUCCCUCGCUUGGAUACGAUAUUAGGUUUGACAAUAGCAGGGGAAAUCACAGUAAUGAAAUUUUACAGCCUUAACGCUGUCUUAACUUUGUAAACUUUUGUCUGUCUAAAGACUUCAAGUCAUACGAAUAUAGAUUACUUACGUUAGCACACGAUUGUUUUUAUAACUUUUCACCCGUUCCAAUUAUGAAGCUGUUUACGAAAUAUAAGUGCAACUAUGACUUGCGAAGGAAAUUGACCUUUUUGUUACCAAAACCAAACACUGAAGCUCUUCGCAAGUCCACUUGUUUCAAAGCGGUAUGUCUAUGGAAUUCUCUUGACAAUCAUACGCGUGCAAUCUCUCAAGCAAAAGUCUAUUUCAAAACUCUCUUAAACGCAGAACUUCAUGCAAAUAGCUUAGUUUAUAGAUAUAUAUUUUUAAAUAGGUUAGAUCUUUUUCUAAAUUUUAAUCAGUUUUUAGCUUUUUCUUCAUUUGUAAACUGUGUUUAAAAUUUAAAUUACACGACCACAUCAGCUCCGCUGUAAUUUCAUCGAGUUUUAAUAGAUGUUGUUGUUGUUUCUGUUACUUGAUUGACAACUAAUAACUAGUAUUGUACUUCAAGCGACGAUGUUCUCUUGAAUUUUACAAUAGCACUCGAGCCAUUAUACUGGCUGUACUAUCCUGCUCUUUCAUAGCUUAUCUCGCUGGCUUCGUUGUAUUGACUAAACCUUCGUUUUUUCAGCACUGUAUUAAGGGAAGAAUGGUAUAUGCACCUCAGAUAGUUUUCCUGAAUUGCGAUGGAAGCAGUGCGUUGCCGAGGGGAUCUUGGUACCACUAUAGCUAUGGGACAAUAGCCACUUACAAACAGGACUGGGACAGCUUUGGGGGAUUUUCAAAGGACUUUCUCAACAAGAUAACGUGGGGCGGCGAAGACUGGGACAUAAUCGACGGAGCUGUCAAGGGUGGACUGGAAAUUGAACGAAAACGUUCUCCGUGGAUUUACCAUUACUAUCAUUCCAAAAAGGGAAUGUGGCAAAAGAAAAACGUUAGUAAAACGGGUCUUGCGGCAAAGAAGCCUCCUCCCAUGGUUAAAGCUCCGCCAAAAAAGGAAACUUCCACUAAGGCAAAAGGCGUGGCCCAAAACAAAGCAGCAAAUCUUCAUAAGGAUCGUAAUCUUCAAAACAAGGUCACCAGUCAUCAAACACAAGUCUCCUCUGGUAAACAGGCCCAUCUGCAAACAGUAGGCAAUCCCCCAAAAGAACUCUCUGCUCAAAAGGGACCUUCUGAAAAGAAGGCUCGAAUCCAGAACAAAGCCCUUAACAAAAAAGAUGCUAAUAAGCAGAAAGACAUCUCUCUUCCAAGACAAGCAAUUCUACAAAAAGAAAACCACUCCCCAAAGGAAACCUCACCGAAAAAUAAAGACCUUCCCAACAUAAAGGCCCCUCUCCACGAGAACGUCGAGUCACAAAAUAACCUACAUAAUCAAAAGCAACCACACGACUGGAAAGACGGCUCUCAUGAAAAAGAACUGCUCGCAAAUAGAAAUAUCAUUUCUCCCAAAAAAGUCCUACCACAAAAGAAACACGUUGAUCACCCAAAACAAACCUCUAAACAAACAAGCCAAAAGCAAGCCCAUCCACAACAAAAGAUUGUGUCUCAGAAAGAAGUCCAGCUUCAGCAUUAA